AACAUCAUCGGCACUGACACAGGACGGGGCUGCAGCUCGGACUCCUCCCAUCCUGGUCUCCAGCCAUGGCCACCGCCACCUCCCCGCUCCUCUCCCUCUCUUCCCUCUCGGCCUCCCUCCCCUCCCCUUCCCGGGCACCCGCCUCCCUCUCCCUCCGCGCCGUCGCCCCACAGGCCCGCCUGUCGACCUCCUACGCCGCCUUCCCCAUCGGUGGGUUUGGAGCCUCGGCGUCGACGGGAAGGUUGAGGAGGAGGGGGCUCCAGGUGGUGUGCGCCGCCGAGCCGCCCAAGACUGGAAGACAGCCAGACUCGGUGAAGAAGAGGGAGCGUCAGAAUGACAGACACCGCAUCCGCAACCAUGCCCGCAAGGCCGAGAUGCGCACCCGGAUGAAGAAGGUUUUCAGAGCCCUUGAAAAGCUUAGGAAGAAAGCCGAUGCCCAACCUGAAGAAAUCAUUGAAAUAGAGAAAAUGAUCUCCGAGGCAUACAAAGCCAUCGACAAGACAGUGAAGGUUGGCGCCAUGCACAGGAAUACUGGAGAUCAUCGCAAGUCCAGGCUUGCAAGGAGGAAGAAGGCCAUUGAGAUAAUCCGUGGUUGGUAUGUUCCGAAUGCUGAACCUGCUGCAGCUGCCUAGUUUCUGGGGGAGUCAUCAUCGUAAAUUGCAGCAGUUUUUCUUUCAUCACAUCUUGCCAAUUUUGGGCAGCAUAUGUUAUUGAACGAGCUCAAUAGACUGCCAGGUCUUCCCCAUGGCAAGUGUUCUGGUACUGGCUACUGUGUUUAUGUGCUUGCUAUGCUCUGGCACAGAAUUGGGCCAUUGCUUGUCUUACAUUCCCUCUGUUGUAAAACUUCAAACUGAAUAUACCUCUUGUAUGGUGUAUGCAGAUAUCUUCGGCUAGAGAUAGUAUGUUCAGUAUAUAUACUUUCUCUCA
Messenger RNA from Triticum dicoccoides, 927 nucleotides. RefSeq names its product 30S ribosomal protein S20, chloroplastic-like. Gene Ontology annotation, cellular component: small ribosomal subunit; ribosome. The record is from RefSeq and is a predicted model, not a curated record. Lineage: Eukaryota; Viridiplantae; Streptophyta; Magnoliopsida; Poales; Poaceae. The transcript is spliced from 3 exons. The coding region runs from base 66 to 632 and encodes 188 amino acids. Gene Ontology annotation, molecular function: structural constituent of ribosome; small ribosomal subunit rRNA binding. Gene Ontology annotation, biological process: translation.